Huiozyma naganishii CBS 8797 is the source of this 993-nucleotide messenger RNA. RefSeq names its product lactoylglutathione lyase GLO1 (gene GLO1). The transcript has a single exon. NCBI's taxonomy places the organism in Eukaryota, Fungi, Ascomycota, Saccharomycetes, Saccharomycetales, Saccharomycetaceae. The record is from RefSeq and is a predicted model, not a curated record. The coding region runs from base 1 to 993 and encodes 330 amino acids. Gene Ontology annotation, molecular function: metal ion binding; lactoylglutathione lyase activity.
AUGGCUGGUGAUACAGGGUACGAUACUGUUGUGGAGAGUGCUGCCGUUCGCGGCUCUGUGGUGAACACGCACACGUGUUUGCGGGUCAAGGACCCGAAGGUUUCGUUGGCCUUCUACGAGAAGCAGUUCGGGAUGCGGUUGCUGAAGCAAGUGGACGUUGCGGAGUCUCGGUUCAGUCUGUACUUUUUGUCCUUUGAGAAGGAGUUCCCCCAUGCUGAGAAUGGGUCCCUGAAAGUGUUUGCUACGCAAGGGGUGCUCGAGUUGACGCACAACUGGGGCACGGAGGACGACGCCUCGUUCAAGGUGAACAACGGGAACGGUGAGGAGAACCGUGGGUUUGGGCAUGUGUGCUUCACUACAAGGGAUAUCGCGCAGGCGUGUGUUACGCUGGAGGCCCGCGGCGUAUCCUUCAAGAAGCGGAUGUCCGACGGGAGACAGAAGGAUAUUGCGUUUGUGCUCGACCCGGACGGGUACUGGAUCGAGCUUGUGCAGUACCCUACCGUGGGUACCCCCAGUGGUCAAGCGGAUGACUUGGGUUACAAGUUCAACCACACGAUGGUUCGUGUGAAGGACGCCCGCAAGUCUGUCGCGUUCUACACGAACGUUCUUGGGAUGCAAUUGCUCGAGAAGUCCGUUCACGAGAACGCCAAGUUCACGUUGUACUUCCUUGGGUACCCGGCAGAUUCUGAGUCCCGGGAAGCUACGGGUGAUCGCCGUGCAAGAGAGGGUCUACUCGAAUUGACACACAAUUGGGGCACGGAGGACGACGCAGAGUUCCGGUACCACAACGGGAACGACGCUCCACAGGGGUACGGCCACAUCUGCAUCAGUUGCAAGGACCCGGAGGCCUUCUGCAAUGAGGUGGAGCAGAAGUACGGCGACAAGAUCGCGUGGGCACCCAAGUUCAACCAGGGCAAGAUGAAGAACAUCGCGUUCUUGAAGGACCCGGACGGGUACUCCGUCGAAGUGACACCUCAGACGCUAUUUAUUUAA